Molecule: messenger RNA, 939 nt
Organism: Cornus florida
Lineage: Eukaryota; Viridiplantae; Streptophyta; Magnoliopsida; Cornales; Cornaceae
Exons: 4
Coding region: 86-694 (202 amino acids)
Source: RefSeq, a predicted model, not a curated record
GGUACCUAGUGUGAUUCGAACCUUGCUCAAUAAAUUUAUUGACGGAGAGAAAAAGAUUCUUAUUUUAGACCAUAAAAAUCAGAAAAUGACGACUUGCUCGAUCCUGAAUUCCCAAUUUCCUUCUUGUCUUAGAGAGUUUCAGUGUGUCAGCAGCAAUCAAAGUGGUACACUAAUCGGCGGUGCCUUUCACUCGAACCCACUUUUUCGACUCAGAAAUCGACACUCCGUCCAGUCUCCUCGAAAUUGUCGUCCAAUCAGAGCUUCAAAAACCACAGCCAUGGCUUCCGAGCAGAGCCAAGGCACCGUAGAAGCUGUUCCCAACUCUUCGAUGACCCUAUUGUUCGUUGAGAUGGGUGUUGGCUACGAUCAACACGGGCAAGACAUUACAGCGGCAGCGAUGCGGGCUUGCAGGGAUGCCAUCUCCUCCAAUUCAAUCCCCGCCUUCCGAAGAGGGUCUAUUCCCGGUGUUUCAUUUGAUCAGAUGAAACUGCAGAUUAAGCUGGGAGUUCCUCAACCUCUCCAACAGUCCCUAGAUACUGAGAAGGUCAAGUCCAUCUUUCCUUACGGAAAAAUUGUGAAUUUUGAAGUUGUUGAUGGUGGCCUGAUAUGCUCAAGUGGUGUGCAUGUGGAAGAAAUGGGAGAUAAGAAUGAUGACUGCUACAUAGUGAAUGCAGCUGUUUAUGUAGGUUACUAAAGUUGCGGUUUAAUCUCCUCCCUGAGUUUUGUUGGUUGGUUUUCUCCUCUUCAUCCACUAACUUUAAACAAUAAAACUCUGUUGGUGGUCCAAUUUUCAAUGGCUGGUGGGCAAAAACAAAAUGAGAUCUUUGUUGACGUACAAUUGUUGUUGUUGUUGAUUAGUGUCAACUAUUAAUUCUAUACAGUAAAAACUGAACCAUAUGCAUUUCAAUUAACACUGCUAGAUUUCAUGUGUGCUAAGAA